This is a messenger RNA of Aspergillus ibericus CBS 121593, 156 nucleotides long. RefSeq lists its product as uncharacterized. The transcript has a single exon. The record is from RefSeq and is a predicted model, not a curated record. Lineage: Eukaryota; Fungi; Ascomycota; Eurotiomycetes; Eurotiales; Aspergillaceae. The annotation marks the transcript as partial.
GUGCCAACUGCCAACAGCAAGGAAGUCUGGGAAAGGGCCAGCAUCCCCGCCUCUAAUUUCCGAACUGGGGACACUACCCAAAAGUUGAGCGCCGGGCCGCCUCCCUCGCUGGUCCUGAACCAGGGGACGGUGGAAAUGAUAAGUGGGGAGCUAGCU